CCGCCCUCAGUUUCUAACCGCCGGGGCAGUUCAUGGCGAGAGCGACGGAACAUGUUGGAGAAGUCGCGGAUGCAUUUGAAAGUUUUCUGAUCUGUCACCGCGGGCGUCGCCAGAGCUUUCGAUGUCUCCCGCUUCUGUGGAUGCGUAAAGACUGAAAGAACCGCCACUCAGUCUCUCCAGCCCCUUUCGGUGGUCGGUUAAGUCGAUGUGAAGACGGCUCGAUGCGGUGAGGGAAGAUGGCAGCGCUGCGAGUGAAGGCGCCGGGCUGCUCCCCGGCCGAGGCCGCCUUACGGUUACCGUUGUCGAAGGACGGAGAGCCGCAGCAACAGCCGGCAGCCGGUGUGGAUUUACCGCCGCCUCCACCCCCCCCUCCUCCACCCCCCCUUCCUCAUGCAGUCCGGGAUUAUCAACUGGAGGAGCUGGAAACCGUCGCCACCGUCGGGACUGGAACUUUUGGACGAGUUCUGCUGGUCAGAGACAAGAAGAGCAGAGAAUACUGUGCUUUGAAAGUGAUGAGCAUUCCUGAUGUAAUCCGGCUUAAACAGGAACAGCAUGUGCAUAAUGAGAAAAGUAUCUUAAGCGAGAUCCAUCAUCCAUUUCUUAUAAGGCUAUACUGGACGCAUCAUGAUGAACAGUUUUUAUAUAUGUUGAUGGAAUACGUGCCUGGAGGAGAACUGUUUUCUUACUUACGUAACCUUGGACGUUUCAACAAUAGUUCUGGACUUUUUUACUCUGCAGAGAUUGUGUGUGCAAUAGAAUAUCUACAUGCCAAAGACAUUGUUUACAGAGAUUUAAAGCCUGAAAAUAUUCUACUGGACAGAGACGGUCAUAUUAAGCUUACUGACUUUGGAUUUGCAAAAAAACUUGUUGACCGAACUUGGACACUCUGUGGGACACCAGAAUAUCUCGCGCCAGAAGUUAUACAAAGUAAAGGUCAUGGGAGAGCUGUGGACUGGUGGGCAUUGGGUGUGCUGAUGUUUGAAAUGCUUUCAGGCUACCCACCAUUUUUUGAUGACAACCCUUUUGGCAUUUAUCAAAAGAUUCUUGCUGGAAAGUUGGACUUCCCAAGACACCUGGAUUUCUAUGUGAAAGAUCUCAUCAAAAAACUUCUAGUUAUUGACCGGACAAGACGAUUAGGGAACAUGAAGAAUGGAGCAGAUGACAUUAAGCGACACAGAUGGUUUAAAUAUGUGGAUUGGGAAUCAGUACCUCUAAGAAAACUAAAGCCACCAAUAGUACCGAAGCUAUCUCACGAUGGGGACACGUCCAAUUUUGAAUCCUAUCCUGAAAAUGAGUGGAAAAAGAUCCCACCUGUUCCUCCCAAGGAUCUGGAAAUUUUCAAGACUUUCUGAUUAUGCUACUAAACAAGAGCGCUGAUGAGAAGUGUGACUAAAUGGAACAUGUUUGUAAGAAGGAUCGGACAUCAAAUUGCACAUUUUAUUCUUCUCUUGUUUUUGCUACAUGGCCUGUCUGUGCCUCUGACCUCGGCCGAGUUAGCACAUUGAAAGGUUCCAUUCGGAAUCAUGGUUUGACUUCAGUACCGAUCAGUAUGCUGUUACUUAAAGGUGUACAUUAAAGAUUGGAGGUCGAAACUGGAAUUUUCUUUACAUGGAAAUGUGGUAUAGAUAAUGUAAAAUAGAAAAACAGGUCUUUUUUUAUAAAAACGAUAUUAUUGCAUGUCCAUUAUGGCACCUGUUUUUAAUAAUUGAAUUCCUGCUUAUUCUAAAAUGUGGUAUUAGCCAGAUUUCUUUAUUAUUAUAAAAUUGCCUUGAUUGACAAGCACAAGUAUUUCCUUACAACGAUUUAUUUUUUAAGAAAAGAGUUAAUUGUGUUUAUAAAGAUGUAAAACUAGGAUCGUAUAACUUUGUAUAUACAGAUAACUGAAGUGGGGGCACUAUGCAAGUAUAAAAAUCAUUUCUAAGUUUUAUGGUUUUUGUUUUGUGUAGAAUCAGAUUACGGUUUUUAUGAAAGAUAUAUGUAUAUAGAAUUUCUGUUUAAUGGGAUCAUCCUAAAUACCAGCAUUUUGCUAUUCUUUUUAUUUGACAUUGUAAGUAUUCAAUGCCAUAGUGCAGAGAGCUCAAAUUGCAGGUUCAUUUCUUUUUCUGACCCACGCUUACAAUUUGAAUACUGUGUAUUGUUCAUUGACUGAGUCAGAAUGCUAACUGAGCCCGUUACCACUUUGUUAGCUUCGAUGUCAUUGAUUAGGAGAAGUGGAGAAAUGGCAAACAAUUAAGGGUUUUAAUUCUUAAAAACUUUUUAUCUAUUUUGUUCCUUUCUGGAAGUUGUGCCAGAAAGCAUAUGGAAUAUUGAGAGGAUGAAGAUAGGAAAGAGAUGGAAAUCAAAACUAGUGAGUUUAAGUGAAUGAAUUAUAACAGAUGGAGUAAAUCUGUCCGAAUCUUGAGUGAAAUAUUGGAAAGGGUAUAUUGAUACAUCUUGUUUACCUAUGUACCAGGUUUAAACAGCAAACAGUAAAGGAAGUAAUUUUUGGCUUGAUCAUGACACAAGGUUUCUGUUGUGUUUAUCUGGACAAGUGUGAAUGCACUUUUAUCAUCUGUUUAAUUGAUUGGAAUAGCCCCUAGAAAGGCAUUUAACAUAGUUAUAUUCAACAUCUUUCCUUUUUCAUCUGCCAACCGACCCAACUCAUUAUAUGAGGAAUCGUGGUAUUACCACUCAAGUUCCACUGUCAUGCAUGACACGUACUGCCUUUAUGUUCUUCUUGAAAUUUCAUAAAGAACCCACCACAGAUAGUAUCUGAUUCUCGCAGAAUAUCAGCACAUAAACAUCUCCUCAGAAUAACAGGUCAUAAAAAUCUGUUCCUUUUUUAAAUCUGGCUUAUGCACUGAACUUUACAGUUUACAUUUCUCAAUGAUUUUGUCUAACUGUAUGUACUUGUUCAAGUUUGAUGACUAAAAUGCUAGACUGAUAAUGAAUAGCUAGCUGUACAAAACUAUGUAUGUGAAAUCAGGUAUGUCCGCUGUAAAGACAUUUUAUUGUAUGUGUGUAUAUAUAGUGUACUUAAUUUGUCAAUCCUAAUCAUCCUUGUUUUCUGUGAAUGUUUAUAUAAUGAGAUACUGUUCAAGGUCAAGGUUAAAAAUCAAUCUCCCUUUUUUCCACUAACUAUUUUAUCCAAGAACAAUUUAACAAGUAUGAAUAUUAUAUUCAUAUAGCCUUUAUUAAUGUACAUAGACAAAUUUCUAACUUGUUUUAUGUACUAAAAAUACUUUAUUUUGGUCUCCUGUUAAAUGUGUGCUCUUGAAUAAUGGUUCUUUUUUAAAAAAAACCUUUGGUUCUAUUUUUAACAGGAUUACACAGUUUUGAAGGUAGUGUAAGUUUACAAAGUUCCAUCUUUGCUGUGAUGAUCAUGACAGUUAAUUUUCACCUCACACAACCUGAAAUCCACGCAACUCACAUCUUGUGGGCAAGCAAAAGAAACAUGAACCAUGUACAUUGGUCAGAAGACCAAGGUGGGCAUGCAUUGAAACUUCUGGCGGUAACGGUUGUAAUUUUUUAAAAAAGGUACUGCAUCUUCCUAUCGACUGACCUGUUGAGGACUUUGGAAUUGUAAGAAGCAGAAUAGACUGCCACCCUGUACAGCUUAUACUGUAUUUGUUAUGUAAUUGAAUUGUAAAUAUUGAAAUACAAAUGUUAAUUGUUGAUGGAAAACAUUUUUAAUCAACUGUACUUGUUCUGAAUUUGCUUUACAGGAACUGAUGACAAUCUGACAUUGAAAAGUAAUUGAUAUCAGGGUAUUGGCAUUGUUUAAUUCUUUUCGGUGCUUCAUUUGUUUGCUGUCAACCUAUAUCAAUUCAGUCAAUUUAAAUCUAAUGAAGAAUUGAAAAUAUUUAGUUUUUUUUAAAAGAUUGAUGCUUCCAUGUAUGCCUUGACCAAUGUACUCUGAUGUAUGAUUGGAAAAAUAGACAUGAGGCCACUAGUCUGUGUUUGGCCAGUGAUCAUUGAAACCAAUCAGUUGUGAACCUGCUGGAGUCCAUAUGUGGUGGAUCAAAUCUGUGGCUUUUAUGUAAAAUAGCAUUGUUACAUCAUCCAUCCAACUUCCUAGUGGCUUCCUGUUACCUAACAAAUACAGCCGGGCCAAGGUUAGCAUACUGUCUUGGCCAAGAGUAAGAUCCUCAUUUGUUGCAAAGAAGCAGCUUAUUGAGUUUCAUCUUUUAAUUUGUAUUACGUUUUGUAACAAUUUGGACAGUGUUCUGUUGUACAUACUUCAGGACAAUUAAACACAGGCUGUUUUGAUUUUAAAGGCACAACCCCAAAUUCCAAGACUCCAGUCUAUAAUUUGUGAGAUUAGCAGUGUUUUUACAAGUCCCUAACACUCAAAAAUUUGCCUUUUCCGUUCAAUGUAGAAUCAUAUGACCUAGGGAUUGUAAUGUGAAAGCCCCCGUGUGCACUGGAAGCUGAUACCUGACAAGUGGAUUCAUGAACACUAAUGAGGGGAAACCAGUUCUAGUUCAACGAGUUUCUUUGAGUUUUUGUUAAACAUUGAAAGUAAAAAGAACAUCAUCACAUAUCUAAUUGUGGACUGAAUUCAGUUCAGGUGUUGAAAUCCUGGAAACUCCUCCGCUGCUAACUUUAAGAAGCAAAAUCCCUUCUCCUUCAACUGUACUCUGAUGUUGGCUGAAUAUGUUACAGCAGACUCAAAGCCAAAGGUCUCCCUCAGUUCAAUGCGUGUGAGGAUCAGCUCACUUGAGCUGCCGGUCAAACCUGCUACUGCCUUUCCCAGGUAUAAGCUUCCUGGAGAUGUUAUCCUCUUGCUGGGGCCAAGUGAAAGGGCCAUUGUAGCAUAUUACAUGAGAAUUACUGAAAGCAUUUGCAAGCUUUAUUGUCUUACACUGAUGUGGUAUGCAAGAAAUACUAUUCUGCCAGAUGUUUCUUCUUUAAUUCACAUUCUAGAAGCAUGGUGCUGUGUGGAUUUAGCCUCUAGAGAGUUGAGGUUACCUUAAGAGUAUAAGUUUAAUUUAAGAUCUGAAACUUGCCCUAGGCUUGGGAGUCAUGGCUAUGAAAACUUGAAACAACACGAGAUAGAUCAGUGUUUUUUUUCUCUCCUGAGCAGUCACUUUAAAGUGCAAUCUGUAAAUCAAGUAAUGUAUAAAAACCUGCCGAAACAUGAUGCAGAAGAUUCUUCAGCAUUAAUUGAAUGAGGUGUGAUUAUUAACAUUUUCAUCCAAAAUCUGCUUAAUUACUGCAAUUAGUCAGACAUGUUUGAAAUUGUGAAUGAAUUUUGCAGCAUUGUACAGUAACUGAUUUAUUCUUUCAAUUGCUACAGCAUAGCCAAACAGCUGGGUUUGCCUUCUUGGAUUGUUACUUUUACAAUA
Molecule: messenger RNA, 5327 nt
Organism: Stegostoma tigrinum
Lineage: Eukaryota; Metazoa; Chordata; Chondrichthyes; Orectolobiformes; Stegostomatidae
Gene: prkx
Product: protein kinase X-linked
Exons: 9
Coding region: 237-1352 (371 amino acids)
Biological process (GO): protein phosphorylation
Molecular function (GO): protein serine/threonine kinase activity; ATP binding
Source: RefSeq, a predicted model, not a curated record